AUGAAGACCGUUUGGUAUGCUUUUGUGGAGAGGAUUGUGGAUGUGGAGAAGAUUCUGGUGGAGGAACAUUCGGGAGAAUGUUCUGGAGAGUACGGUGAAAGUUGGCCUACCAGAGCUCAUGUGUAUGUUACCAAUAACAUAACCAAUUAUCAGCUAGGAGUAGAAUGUAAAGAUAAAAAUUCUAAUUUUGGGUUUCGAGCACUACAAUUUGGAGAAAGUUAUAGUUUCUCUUUCAUGCCUAAAUACUUUAUACCAAGAUCUUUAUAUUUUUGCAAAUUUUCAUGGAAAGCUGCAUUUCACCGCUUUGACAUUUAUAUUCAAACACGAGAUCAACCUGAUUGCGAUACGCAUUGUCAAUGGCUUGUAAACGAAUCCGGACCAUGUAAAAUUAAAACUGGAUCUGUGGUUUGCUUUCAUUGGAAUGAUGUUGUAAUAGGAGGAAGGCAACUCGACCAAACUAUUGGAUAA
Molecule: messenger RNA, 468 nt
Organism: Cicer arietinum (chickpea)
Lineage: Eukaryota; Viridiplantae; Streptophyta; Magnoliopsida; Fabales; Fabaceae
Source: RefSeq, a predicted model, not a curated record